AUGGAGUUACAAGAAGCCUUAACGGCAGCUCAAAUUAAUACGUUUACGGAGGUACUGGAGAAGACCCAAAGGAUAGAGACUGCUAGGGCGCACAUGAGGAAUUUUCACGCUAAACGGAAAGGGGCACCUAGUGGAGCCCAAGGGUCAGUGCGAGGUGAUCGGAGCAUGCCACCUGCUAAAUCCGGUCGUGGGGCUGGAGAUGGACGGUUUUCGAGCACAUCUAGGGGAAGUGCUUCGAGAGGUGGUGCCCAGAGGGGAGGCCAAAGUGGUAGGGGUCAAGGUAGAGGUAUUCCCCAGGGAGGCCAAACCUCCACUCCCCGAGUAACGUGUGGAUAUUGUGGGAAACCAAACCACACAAAGGAUGAGUGCUGGAAAAAGGCUCGGAAGUGCCUAAGAUACGGAAGUGUGGAUCACCAAAUAAGCAACCGCCCGUUGAUUAGUGAUACCCAGUCUAGGUCAAACGCAAAGCCGACCAAUGCUGGAGGGACCAGGUCGAGAGUACCGGCCAGAGUAUAUUCGCUGGAUCAACAAACCGUACCUGAACCAACGGAGGUGGUAGAAGGUAUGGAUUGGCUAGCUCACUAUCAUACUCGGGUAGAUUGUAGGAUGAAAGUGGUCGAAUUUUAUAUACCGGGGGAGGCAACUCUAAAGUUAGACGUGAAGGGUAUGAUAGCCUCUUCUGCGCUUAUUUCGGGAAUAAGGGUUAGGAAAUUGCUGAGUCGUGGGGCACACGGUUAUUUAGCUUUUCUGAUUAACACUCCGAGAGAAAAGAUUAAGUUGGAGGACAUGUCGGUAAUCAGUGAAUAUCCGGACGUAUUUCCGGAGGAGUUGGAGUUUCUGCCACCCGAAAGGGAGAUUGAAUUUAAGGUUGAUCUAGUACCUGGAACUACGCCUAUUUCGAAAACCCCUUAUCGUAUGGCACCUGCUGAGCUUAAGGAGUUAAAGAAGGAGCUAAAUCUAAGACAACGUCUGUGGGUAGAGUUCUUAGAAGAUUAUGACUGUACAAUUAACUACCACCCUGGAAAAGCCAACAUUGUAGCAGAUGCUUUAAGCCGAAAGACUCAACUAGCAAGUUCUAUGGUGAGAGAGUGGAGCCUGUUGGAAGACGUAUGUGAGUGGAGAUCUCGUCUGGAACCAAAGAAAGUGAUUUUUGGGAAUAUUGAGGUGAAGUCGACACUGAUGGAGCGGAUCAAAGAGGGCCAAGUGAAGGACCCAAUUGUGCAAAAGUGGGUGGAAAGGGUGAAGAAAGGGGAGUUGCCUAACUUUAACUUAGUUAUCAUUCCUCUUCAAAUGGUCCCAUAUGAAGCCUUGUAUGGACGACAAUGUCGAUCCCCAAUCCAUUGGGAUGAAGUAGGAGAGAGAAAAAUUAUAGAUCCGACCACAAUACCAUGGGUUGAGAAAGCUUAUGAAAGGGUAAAGAUGAUUCGCCAGAGACUGCAAACGGCUCAAAGUCGACAGAAAAGUUAUGCCGAUCAUCGGAGAAAGGAUUUGGAGUUUGAGAUAGGGGAUAAAGUGUUUCUUCGAAUUACCCCGUUGAAAGGAAAGAUUCGAGCAGGAAAAGGGAAAAAGUUGCAACCAAGAUAUAUAGGACCUUUCAAUGUACUCCAGCGAAUAGGAAAGGUGCCUUAUCGACCUGAGUUACCCGCUAGUUUGUCUAGGAUCCAUGACGUUUUCCAUGUUUCUUUGCUUAAGAAAUACCAUCCGGAUCCGACUCACGUUUUGCCACCCGAAGAGGUUGAACUCGACGAGUCCUUAACCUAUGAAGAGCGACCCGUUCAAAUAUUGGAUCGGAAGGUGAAGGAUCUGAGAAACAAGCAGAUUCCUUUAGUACAUGUUCUUUGGAAGCAUCAUGAAGUGGAAGAAGCGACCUGGGAGCUAGAAAAGGACAUGCAAGAGAAAUAUCCCGACCUGUUUGCGACGAAAGAUAUGAAUUUCGAGAAUCGACACCAUAAUUUGCCAGCCGAUCCGCCGGUGAAUUCGCCUCCCUAUAACAAUGCGAGAGCAUUAGGAAACAUAGACGAAAUUGAAGCAGAUCCUCCAGCUUCCUCUGCAACUGCCAUGGACAAGCACUAUCCCCCUAAACAAUCCGAAUGA
Coffea arabica (coffee) is the source of this 2094-nucleotide messenger RNA. Lineage: Eukaryota; Viridiplantae; Streptophyta; Magnoliopsida; Gentianales; Rubiaceae. The record is from RefSeq and is a predicted model, not a curated record.